Culex quinquefasciatus (southern house mosquito) is the source of this 1661-nucleotide messenger RNA. RefSeq lists its product as uncharacterized. Gene Ontology annotation, molecular function: zinc ion binding. The record is from RefSeq and is a predicted model, not a curated record. NCBI's taxonomy places the organism in Eukaryota, Metazoa, Arthropoda, Insecta, Diptera, Culicidae. The transcript has 3 exons. Bases 140 to 1642 code for a protein of 500 amino acids. Gene Ontology annotation, cellular component: nucleus.
GUUCUUCACAACACCGCUCUACACCGCGCGCAAACAAAAACAAAAAAAAAGUGCAAUGUCAAAAUAGUGUUUAGUUUUGAACGAAAUUUUUGUUGAAAAUAAGUUUUUAAACUGCAAAAAUUGUCGAAAACAUCUUCUGAUGGACAGCGACUUUGGCUCCGCCUGUGGCGCAGACCCCGGUGACCAGUUCUGCCGGUUAUGUUUCGGCGAUGAAGAGGUCAACGGGUCGAUGCGACGGCUGUUCCCGGAGGACGGUAGACCUGACCGGGAGAUACUCUGGAAGAUACUGGAGUGCACCACUUUGAAGUUGACGUUCGACGAUGACCACCCGGCCAAGGUUUGCGACCGGUGCGUCGAACGGAUGGACGACUUUUGCGACUACCGGAUGCAGUGUCUGCGCAACGACAAGCGGAUCAACGGCAGACGGCUGGAGCGAAAGAGAACCCGCAACGAUUCGUGCACGGAACAAACGGCGCCGGGGUCACCGCCAAAGAGGCAAGCCCACUUGCAGAGCAGCAGCACUCCGCUGGUGAUCAAGGCUUUCGUCGAGGAUCCGCUGGAUAGUUUUAGCGCCGAGUACGUCGACGAAGCCGAGUUCGAGGACGAAGACGGCGAGCAGCAGUCGUCGGCGAUCGUGAAGGAAGAGUACACGACGGCGGAUGAGGAUCGGGCGUUGCUCGAGUUCAGUCUUGGUCAUAUGGCGGACGGUGCAAACAGUGAGGAGUACGAAGAGUCGGAGAGAGAUCAACAGUCGGGACAGGGAGGAUCGGUGAAGCAGAAGAAAAAGCGAACGAAGAAGAUUCUGAUGUUUGAGGAUUACGCCUAUCUGCUGCUGUCGUCCCGACCUAAGUGUGACUCGAUCUCGUGGGCCUGCUACCACCGGAAGUCUCUGCAGUGCGGUGCAACGAUCGGAACCAAAGCCAACGGCCAGGUUCUCGGUCACAUCUUGCGAUCGCACAACCAUCCGCCGGAACAACUUACGAAAAAGGCACUCAAAGCGGUUAUCGUGCACGCGUUUCGAAUGGAAGAAGAGGUCUACCUCGAGGAUCCGUACGAAAUCGUGCGCAGUCGAAUGGGCGGAGACGUGCUGCUGUACGGCGGGGAUCGCUACACGUACUCGCACAGCCGCAAGGACGGCUGUCGCAUCUGGAAGUGCGGCGCGCACCGGCGCUGCACCGUUUCGAUCUACAUGACCGCCGAUGGGAAGCUCUUCAAGAUGUCCAACAGCGAGCACACGCUGGAGAAAAUCCUGCCACGGUUCAAAAUUGCGGAGUCGACGCCAACGACGAGCAGCAACGCCAGCAGGGCCAGUUUGAGUGACGUUUCGGCCAACAUCGAGUUGGAGUUCCCGAAUCCGGUGGGAUCGUUCAACUACAAGAUCGUCAAGAACAACAACAAGCGGGACGUGCUGAUGUACGAAGGUGAUCGGUAUCGCUUUUACUACAAGAAAACGAACGGUUGGACGGUGUGGCGGUGCACGGUUUCGAAGGCGUGCCAAGCGAUGAUCUACCAGCUGUUGGACGAAUCGGUGGCGGUGCUGGGCGAAACGGUGCACGAUCAUCUGCACACCAUUGGCGGUAAAAAGAAGAGACCGAACAGUGCGAGGAUGGUCAAUUGUCCGACGAGUGAGGAGAGCGGUUAAUAUAAAUGUUUCUACGUAA